GAAAUUUUUGUCAGCACUGAAAGGUGUGUGCUGAAUAUUUUCCGGUCAAGUUUUUUUUCUCAUGAGGAUUUUUCCUCAAAAACACCGUGAUUUUUCCUAAAGCAUAAACCAAAUGAUAGCAGUGUCCACCCUGAGGCUGUGCCCCCGUAUAGGGUGUCAGAAAUUCACUCCAUUGUGGAAUAUUUCCCGGGGAAUCUCUCAUCCUCCAAAACAUAACCUCACCACAGGUUUUGUGAGAUGUCUCACCACGAAGAAAACAGAGGAAAAUGGGGGCUUCAGCGUGUAUGAGGGCCCCCUUUCCAGCAGAAUUAAAGCCGUGAAGAUUUUCUCUCUGAGCACCAGCAUUGCCGGUCUUGCAGCUCAGCCCAUUGUAAUUGAGCAAGCGAGUAAAAUUGGAGGGACUUUUAUGGUGGUUUUGAUGUCCGGCUUUGUGGGCUUUUUCACAUUUGUCACCCCAUUUCUUCUGCAUUGGAUUACAAAAAAAUACGUGACGGUACUGAAAUACAACCCCCCUACGGAGGAAUAUACUGCAAGAACGAUAUCAUUCUUCCUUCUGCCCACUUAUACCAAGUUUAAAGUCUCCGAUGUAAGAGUCCCAGAUGUUCCGGGAAUGUUCACAUCGUUUCAUGUUGGGAAGAAGGCAUUUUUCGUGGAUCCGAGACAAUUCCCAGACACCAGUCACUAUGUGAAGAUAAUGGGAUACGAUAAACCGAUAGAUUUUAAAUUGGAACUCAUUGAGAAUCAUCCCAAAGAUGAUGCAACAAGCAAGAAAGAUCACAAACCCUGAGAUUUCAGUGCAAAUAGAUUAGUCAUAGCUAUGAAAA
Molecule: messenger RNA, 824 nt
Organism: Lutzomyia longipalpis
Lineage: Eukaryota; Metazoa; Arthropoda; Insecta; Diptera; Psychodidae
Product: transmembrane protein 70 homolog, mitochondrial
Exons: 2
Coding region: 113-787 (224 amino acids)
Biological process (GO): mitochondrial proton-transporting ATP synthase complex assembly
Cellular component (GO): mitochondrial membrane
Source: RefSeq, a predicted model, not a curated record